Molecule: messenger RNA, 927 nt
Organism: Candidula unifasciata
Lineage: Eukaryota; Metazoa; Mollusca; Gastropoda; Stylommatophora; Geomitridae
Source: the annotation of a GenBank genome assembly
AUGGAGCAGCAUCUAUCACUUCUAUGCUGUGAAACGGACGUCACCGGCAAGACGAAGAGAGCCCUUCUAGAUCCCGUCUUACUCAAUGACAACCGAGUUUUAGCCAAUUUACUGGCCACAGAGGAUAAAUAUCUACCACAUACUUGUUAUUUUAAUUGUGUUCAGACUGACAUUCAGCCUUAUAUGAGGAAAAUGGUCACAGAAUGGAUGGCUGAGGUGUGUUCUGAACACAAGAUGGAGGAGGAAGUGUUUCCCCUAAGUGUGAACUAUUUAGACAGAUUUCUUUCUAUAAAGGAUAUUAAACGGACACGGUUACAACUGUUAGGGGCAGGUUGCAUGUUUUUGGCUUCAAAGUUGAAGGAGACCACACCGAUAAGUGGAGAACAACUGGUCAUAUACACAGACAACUCUAUCACACUGGAGGAUCUUACGGACAUGGAAUCCUGGAUUCUACUUCUGCUCAAAUGGGACCUGUCCGCCGUUGUACCCAACGACUUCUUGGAUCAUGUUUUACACCGGAUGCCAUUCAACAAAUACGACGCUCACAUUAUUAAAAGACGUGCACAGACCAUUGCUGCGCUGUGUGCAACAGAUUGCAAGUUUAUGCAGACCCCUCCCUCAAUGAUCGCUUGCUCUGCCAUAGCUUGUGCCCUGAAGCACUUGAAGCCCCACAGUGAGACUGAUCUGGCUAGUCUACAUCACAUCACCGGCAUUGAUAUGGAUCUGAUCCGAUCGUGUGUGGAACAGGUGGACCAGACAGUCCGUGCCUGCAUGGCUUCAGCAGCUCAGACAGACCAGCAUGUCAGCAAACACGAAGAACAGAAACAAGAACAGCCAACAACACCAACUGACGUCCGUGACAUCAACAUAUUGGGAGUUGACAAUACUGUCUCCAGCAGCCAGGCUGCACAGCCCUAUGUUUACUGA